UCAGACUGUCCUAGUCUUCUUUUUCAAUUCACUCCCGGAAUCCCAUAUUAUUUGUCCAUUCAUCCCUGCCUUCCUUCCUUCCUUCCACAAUAAUUCCGCAGAUCAUCGAGGGAGUCUCUUGUUGUCUGUGCAAUGGGGAGCUCUAGUUACAGAGUUUGCGUGUGCUUUACGCGCAAGUUCAAGGUGGCAGAAGUGCAGCCACCGUCCGACGUUAAAGAAGCUUUCAAGGAGUAUGCAGAAGGAGGGACCCACAUGAACGCCGAGCAACUCCGGCGCUUCUUGGUGGAGGUCCAGGGCGAGACUGAGGCCACUUUGGCCCAUGCGGAGGCAGCCUUGCAGCAGAUCCUCCAGAAGAGGCACCACAUUACUAAGUUCACUCGCCACGCUCUCACUUCUGAUGAUUUCUUUCACUUCCUCUUCAGCGUUGACCUUAACCCGCCAAUUCGCUACAAGGUUCACCAUGAUAUGACUGCUCCUCUGUCCCAUUAUUUUAUAUUCACUGGGCAUAAUUCUUACUUGACUGGAAACCAACUGACCAGCGAUUGCAGCGACGUCCCAAUUAUUAAGGCAUUGGAAAAAGGCGUGCGGGUAAUAGAACUUGAUAUAUGGCCGAAUUCUUCAAAGGAUGAUGUGCACGUUCUCCAUGGAAGGACGGUUACGACGCCUGUGGAACUCAUAAGAUGUUUAAAGUCAAUAAAAGAGCAUGCAUUCUCAGCUUCUCCAUACCCUGUUGUAAUAACACUUGAAGAUCACCUUCCAGCUAACCUUCAAGCCAAAGUUGCUCAGAUGCUUACUGAAACAUUUGGAGAAAUACUCUUCUGUCCUGAAUCAGAAUCCUUAAAAGAAUUUCCUUCACCAGAAGAUUUGAAAUAUCGUGUUAUUAUUUCAACUAAACCUCCAAAAGAGUACCUUGAAGCUAAAAGGCUUGCUGACAAACAAAAUUCACAAAAAGAAAGGGAUUCUGAUGACGAUGGAUGGGGAAAAGAGCCUUCAAGCACUGAAGCUGCAGCUGACGAAGAAGAUGAUGACAAGAUUGACAAUGGUGGGAGUGAUCGUAACCAGGACGAUGAAGAUGAUGACGACUCUGAUGACAAACCACACCAAGCACCAGUUUACAAGAGUCUAAUUGCUAUUCAUGCUGGCAAACCCAAAGGUGGAUUAGUGGAGGCACUGAGGGUAGAACCAGAUAAAGUGAGACGGUUGAGUUUGAGUGAACAGGCUCUUGAAAAGGCUGCCGAAUCUCAUGGAAUGGAUGUUGUGAGGUUCACCCAGAAAAAUAUUCUUAGGGUUUACCCUAAAGGUAUGCGAGUUACCUCCUCCAAUUACAAACCACUUCUUAGCUGGAUGCACGGAGCUCAGAUGGUUGCAUUUAACAUGCAGGGCUAUGGUCGAUCACUUUGGUUGAUGCAAGGGAUGUUCAAAGCGAAUGGAGGGUGUGGCUACGUUAAAAAGCCCGAUUUCUUGAUGAAAAUUGGUCCAAAUGGUCAGGUGUUUUAUCCUAAAGAAAAGCAGCCUGUGAAGACAACUUUGAAGGUUAAGGUCUACAUGGGAGAUGGAUGGCAUCUGGAUUUUAAGCAAACUCACUUUGAUAUGUAUUCUCCACCUGAUUUCUAUACUAGGGUUGGCAUAGCUGGAGUGCCAGCUGAUGUUGUCAUGAAGAAAACCAAGAAAAAGGAGGAUAACUGGACACCAAUUUGGGAAGAAGAAUUUACCUUCCCAUUGACUGUUCCCGAGCUAGCUCUGUUGCGAAUUGAAGUGCACGAGUAUGACAUGUCUGAGAAGGAUGAUUUUGCCGGCCAAACAUGUCUACCUGUCUCUGAAUUAAAGCCUGGGAUACAUGCAAUUCCUCUAUGUGAUCACAAAGGAGAGAAGUACAACUCUGUGAGGCUUUUGAUGCGCUUUGAGUUUGUAGAAUGUUGAAUUUUCUUUUUUCCCCCUUGGUGUCUGACGUUAUCGCGUGAUAUAGCCUUUUUUGUUUUCAUUUUUGUGAGCUGUUUCUGGAUUAGAGUUCUUUUGUUUCUGUGUUUGUAUGUAGUUAUUUUAGGUAUCAAGUGUUAAGUGCUGUAUCUGUGUUUAUGGCGGCUUGUACAUAGGCUCGUAGAAAAAUGGUUCUGUUCUGUAUUGAUAACGAUAACUUAAUAAUGCAUUGAUUAUAAUCUUUGAGUACCAUUUUUGUCA
This is a messenger RNA of Coffea eugenioides, 2178 nucleotides long. Its product is annotated as phosphoinositide phospholipase C 4-like. The coding region runs from base 133 to 1920 and encodes 595 amino acids. Gene Ontology annotation, molecular function: phosphatidylinositol-4,5-bisphosphate phospholipase C activity. The record is from RefSeq and is a predicted model, not a curated record. Lineage: Eukaryota; Viridiplantae; Streptophyta; Magnoliopsida; Gentianales; Rubiaceae. The transcript has 9 exons. Gene Ontology annotation, biological process: lipid metabolic process; phosphatidylinositol-mediated signaling.